UCCUCCUCUGCUCUUCCCGCUCCGGGUGCGCGCGGAGGCAUCUGGCGCGUGCGCGCGGCGCUGCGUCAGAGCGCGGAGGGCGGCGCGUGGCGGCUCGAGGUGAUUCCCGGGUUUAUAAGCGCCGGAGUUUCUCAGUGCGUCACAACGAGCCGCGCAGCCAGGAUCCCCCGGUCCGGUCCGGUCCGCUCCGCCCGGCGUAGAGAGCCAGGAACCGACCGCCUGUUUUCUGCCAGCGGAGAGUUUUCCUGGUUUUGGACUUUGUUCUGGUUCGGAGCAGAAGCCGUGGUUCUGAUCCGGUUCGGAGGACCCGCAGCAGCUGGAGCAGCUUUAUGGAGGAUCGGAACUUUUGCCACAGAGGAGAUGAAAUCUGCAGAGGAAGAUGCCUUCGGCUUCUCGCCCAGCGUCAGCCUCUCCCUCCCUCUGGGCUCCCAGUUUCUCCAGUCCAGCCCCACCAUUUCCGUGUCCGUGGCGGAGCCUGAGACCUUUGACCCCCGUGACGACCCGCAGUCAGCCGGCUUCUACUCGCCGGUGCGCCCGGACGUCGGCGCAGCACUGGAGGGCCCCCGCAUCGAGAUCACGGCCUAUGGCCAUUCGCCCGAGGACGAGUCGCAGCGGGGCGGCAUCCCGGCCGCCCAGCGGGUCGCCUCCAUCAUGACGCUGCCGCUACCUGGCGCCGACCUCUACCGCGACCCCAGCUGCCUGAGCCCGGCCAGCAGCGUGUCGUCCCGCAGCGGGCUCUCCGACGCCUCUUUCGAGUCCGGCUUCUACAACUACGACAACUCGCCCCAGAACUCGCCCUGGCAGUCCCCCUCCGUGUCCCCGAAGGGCUCCACCCUGGCCCUGCCAGAGGACGGCGCCACCUCCCCCCGCGCCGAUGCGACAGCUGACGGCUGGACCGCGCCACAGGGGUCCAGGCCCAGCUCGCCCUGCCGAGCCAAGAGGAAGUACAGUCUGAACGGCUUCCCGUCGCCCCCCGACCCCUCGCCCCGCGCCUCGCCCCGCCUCAGCCUGACGGAGGACAGCUGGCUACCCAACACCAACCAGUACACCAACUCCGCCAUCUUGGCCGCCAUCAACGCCCUCUCCACCGAUGGCAUGGCCGACCUCGGCGACGGCGUCCCCUUAAAGGCCCGGAGAACCAGCCUGGAGCUCAGCCCCACGGUCAGCCUGAAGCUGGAGCCCGGGGGGGCGGAGCCACAGCAGGACGAACGCCCUGCCAGCCGCCCGGCCCUGAAGAAGGAAAGCUACUUCCUGGACGUUCCUCAGAACCCGUUCAGCUGGACGAAGCCCAAGCAGUUCUUCAGCCCGUCUCUGCCGGCGCUGGACUGGCAGCUGCCCAGCAGCUCCGGCGCCUUCAGCCUGCAGAUCCACGUCCAGCCCAAGUCGCACCACCGGGCGCACUACGAGACGGAGGGCAGCCGCGGCGCGGUGAAGGCGCUGGCCGGCGGACACCCGGCGGUCCAGCUCCACGGCUACAUGGAGAGCGAACCUCUGACCCUACAGCUCUUCAUCGGCACGGCUGACGACCGGCUGCUGAGGCCCCACGCCUUCUAUCAGGUCCACCGCAUCACGGGAAAGACGGUCUCCACGCCGAGCCACGAGGUCCUGCACAACAACACCAAGGUGCUGGAGAUCCCGCUGCUGCCGGAGAACGACAUGCGCGCCAUAAUCGACUGUGCGGGAAUCCUGAAGCUCCGUAACUCCGACAUCGAGCUGAGGAAGGGCGAAACGGACAUCGGCCGGAAGAACACGCGCGUUCGGAUGGUGUUCCGGGUUCACGUCACCCAGCCGGGCGGCAGGACCGUCUCUCUGCAGGUCGCAUCCAACCCCAUCGAGUGCUCCCAGAGAUCGGCGCAGGAGCUGCCGCUGGUGGACGAGCAGAGCCUGGAGUCGAGCCCCGCCCCCGGGGGGGGCACCAUGGUGCUGGACGGACACAACUUCCAGCACGACUCCAAGGUGCUGUUUGUGGAAAAGGCUCAAGACGGCCACCAUGUCUGGGAGAGCGAGGCCGCGGUGGAGAGAGACCCGCUGAGACCGAACUCGCUGCUGGUUGAAAUCCCGCCGUACCGGACGCAGCGCCUCUCCGCCCCCGUUCACGUCAACUUCUACGUCAGCAACGGCAAGAGGAAGCGGAGUCAGCUGCAGCGCUUCUCCUACGUUCCCACCAACGUUCCGACGAUAAAGACGGAGCCGCAUGACGACUACGGCGCCGCUCUGCUGUGCAGCCAGCAUGCGCCGCUGCACCCGAAGCCACAUUACGGUGCCCAGGUCGCCACCCCGGUGACCUCUCACCUCAGGCCGUGCGUUGUGGGCGGGGCUUACGGCGGCUCGCCCGCCUCCAGCCCCAAACUGCAGGAUCUGUCUCCGUUCUCCAGGCCGCCGGCCGCCCACGCCUCCAUCAUCCAGGAAGUUCCCCGCCGUCCCCCCUCGCCUGCAGACUCUCCGACCCCGACCUCGACCCCGAACCCGUUCCCCCAGAACCCGGCCCGGCCCGCCAGCCCACCGGAGGUUCCUGAACCUGCAGGGCGGGUCCGGGAGGUGGACGUCAGCAUCAAGGAAGAGCCGCAGGAGCUGGACCAGAUGUACCUGGAUGACGUCAACGAGGUCAUCAGGAACGACCUGAGCAGCGACCCCGCCCACAGCCGCGCCUAGGCCCCGCCCACGGCCGCGCCUAAGCCCCGCCCACAGACACAUAGAGUAGACUUAGGGUUUCUCACCCUGCCCAUCCUGACAUCAUGCUCCCCCUGCAGCCUGCAGGAGGAAAUGUGACCAGGGUCCAAAUGUGCCUUCAGGUUCGGAUCUUCCAUGUUUUCCGGUUGGUUUUUCCCAAAUCCAGUCUGUGAGCGACCGGUCCUCACAGCGGAGGAUUCUUUCUGAAGCGGUUUUUGUCGCAGCGCAGUGAAAAGUGCCUUUAAAUUGAAAACUGGGAGAAACAAACUGAACAGUUCCUGUUUGGAUCAACAGAACCUCAGUUCUUCUGAACAUCAGUUUUCUUAGAACUUUUUAGUUCCUGCUGCCGCCAUGUUUGUUUCGUCUGCUGGGAACUAAAAAACGGGAAGAAAAAAGUUUUUUAUCCCUUUAAGUUUCCCUUCAGCACCAAAACACAAGAGAAGCCGUCCAAUCAGGGCUCAGUGUCCACAAUGAAACACGCAUGGUCCGUCCAACACAAACUGGCCUCCUUUGCACAUGUUGGUGUCGCCCUCUGCUGGCUGGUAGGCAGAAUGCAGCUGCAGAGGAAACUAAAUAAUAAAACUUUUAUUAACUGAUUUAAAACUUCACUAAACUUUGUAACAAAUCCAGAAAUUCAAACAUAAAAAAGUUUUGUAAACAAUAAUUCUCAGUCAAAAUACUAAAACUAAUUCAUUUGAACUAAAUUCAAAAUAAAACAGAUGCCUUUUAUGUUUGCUUCUUUAUUUAUUUAAAUCUGUUUUGUGGAUUAAAAUAAUUUAUCUGUGAUGAAACUAAUCAAGCAAUAAUUUACUUUUCAGGAAUCUUGGAAUUUGUUUCUAUAACAAGCUGAUCAUUUUAAAUGGACUGUUGAUUUUUAGAUCUUUUAAUUAGAUUUCCUGAUCAAAUCCAUUUAUUGACAUCAGGGUUUGAAUAUUUUUGCACAGAUCUGAAGGUUUCUGCACUUUCUUGUCCUUCAGUCUGUUUUUCUACCAACCUGCAUUUUUAUACUUUUCACAUCAUUUCAAAACUUCAAAGCUGCAAAGUUUUAAAAUGUUUAAACUUUAUUUUUGUUUCUUUUCUCUGAAUUUGUGAGUUUCUGGGAUGAAUCUGGUUUUAAUGAUUGAAUCUGUUUGCACUGAAGCAGUUAGUGACAUGACCUUUACCAGCCACCGUACUCCGCUUUGCUUUUUCUCCUGUACAUCUUCUAACAGGAAGAGGAAGUGAUGUCAUACGUGGAUUUCAAACUGAUUCUUUAAAACUUGACCUGCUGCUUUUCUAACAGCUGAUCUGGAGAUUUUUCGAAGCAAACGGAGGUUUAAAUUCUUCAUGUUUAUCAUCCUGUAUUUAUGAGUUUUAUUCUGUUUAAUGUUUCUGAUUCAAUAAAAACUAAUUCAUGUUUCAUCUGAACUUUUCCUCCGUUUGUCGGCUCUUUGAGUCGAUUCUUUAGUUGGAGUCGGUUUCUUUCUCAUCAAGCUGCACGUUUGUUUGAUGCAAAGCUCAGCUGAUUUAUUGGCAAAAUAAAAACGGUUGAAAAUAGAAUUUCAAUAAACCCUCAAAUGAUCUAAAUGUGAAUAAAGAUGUAAAUUUAUCUUGAAUAUUUGAGAAACAUUUAAUUCCUUUUGUGAUCAAAGGUAUUUUUGAAUUGAAUUCAUAUCAAUCCUGAUUGUAAUAAAUCCUUAAUUAAUGGUCGAUCAUUUUAACAAAUUUUAUAUUUUCAUUUAAUUUCUGAAAACUUUCAUUUUAUUUCAUACAUAUAGAAAAUGUGUCAGUUUUCUAAAACCUAAACAAAAAUGUUUUCAGCCUGAAAUAAUUUUGUGCAGAAGCUGAAACGCUAAACAUUUAUUUAUGUUUAGAUGAAAACAUUUUUCAGAUUCUGAGGUUUUUUUUGUUUUGUGAUCCACUUUGAUCCUGAUCAGCUGAUCGAUCCGCCAUAAUCAGAAACUAGUUUCUCCUCGGAACCGGACAGCGUUCGGUCCGGUUCUGAUCGGGUAGAACGCUGCGACGUCUGACUUUGGAGCAACAAGGAAGUGGAAGAACGAGAAAGGAAACUUCUCUCCUGAUCAUGUUGGAUUUCCUGCAGCAGGAACCAAAAUUCAGACAUUUCUCUGGAUGAAACUCAGGAUCCGUGUUUGUCUUUUAGAAAUGCUUCUUGUCACAAGAUGAUUUCAUGUUUUGCUGUUUUGAAAAUCAGGUGUGUUGAUGUUGCUCAGCUCUUCAGGAAACCAGGAUCGGAUUGAACUCGAUCCGGUUUCAGCCUCCAACGCCGUCGGUAAGUUUGAGCUCAUUUUCAUCUUCAGAUGGUUUUAAUCACUUUUGUUUUUGAUCAGGAGUUCAGGCUGUUUAUUUCAGAUAACUUCUCUCUCCAUCCCAUAAUCCUCCCAGAAUAAACAGAAAAGCUUCCUUGUUAAUUUGUUUCCUCUGGUUUGGAUGCUGAGCAGCUGGAAGGAUUUUCGCUCUAACGUUUUACUUUCACACAGUUGUCAUGAUGUGUAACCAUAGCAACAAGGUCUUAUUUUUCAACCGAGAUCAGCUGAGUAACAUUGCAAAAGCUCCAGUGACCUUCAGCUCUGCUGUGUUCCUGGUUUCAGCGGGAGGAGAUGGAGUCCGACACCAACCGCUCCAACUGGAGGAGCGGAGGAAUGUUUGCUGGAAGGACGAUACCUGGUAACUCUGGCUCUGAUCAACGUCUUCACCUUCGUCGUCGGCCAGCCGAUAACAACCAAGCUGCUGUGGAUCUCCUUCACCGCCAACAAGGCCGCAGAUAUCCUCAACUGCAACUUGGCGUGUUUCAACAGCUUCCGGUACCUGGUCUUCCUCUUCCUGUACCUCCGCCACCAGUCCGCCAUGCUCUCCGUCAUCCUGAGCUACAGCCAGGUCAGCGGCCCCAUGAGUUUGUGCUGGUCUGCUCUGCUCGCUGUCUGUCGCCAUGACGACCACGCUGGUCAGCGACAACACGUCCUCGCAGAUAAAAAGCGUCCCGUUCGCAGCAAUGGUGCUCCUGACCCACCUGAUGGUGUGGGCCACUGCCGGGAUCGCCCGGGCGCUCAGGACGUCCAGCCCCGGCCGGGACCGGCUGCAUCGGGUCAAGAGGAAGGCCUUCCGGACCGUCUGCGCCACCACGGCCGUCAACCUGCAUGCAUGCAACCGCCAUGCAGAAGUGUACUUGUUCCAGAUUCAGGACCAGCAGCUGUUCAGCUGCGUCCUCACGCCCAUCUUCGUCCUGCUGCCGUCUGCUGCCCGCUGUUCUACCUCUCCACCAAAGGGGGCGCUCAUCUGCGUCAAGAGGAAGAACAAGUGACGGCUGACCGACGCAGAGAAUGCUGGGAGUUUUCUCAGACUGCGCUAGAUGUUCAACUGAUGGAGAAAAGAAGAAACCACGUGUCAUUUUAUCCAGUCUUACAAAGUUGACGUUUUAUUUUUGUUUCAAAAGUAACUUCAGCAAAUCCAACAACUGAGGUUACACUGAUGGACCAGAAAGAGACAAAACACAGAAUAUUGAUUUUAAAAUGUUAUGAGAAUUAUUCAUUUUUUUCACCAAACUCAGAUUCUUUAGAGAUGCAAUGAAGAAACUGAAAGAAAAGCUUUGAAGGUGACUCAGUGAGAUUUUUAUUUAUUGUCAUAAAGCAAACAAUGAAAUGAAAAUAAAUGCAGUUAAAA
Messenger RNA from Gambusia affinis (western mosquitofish), 6327 nucleotides. RefSeq names its product nuclear factor of activated T cells 1 (gene nfatc1). Bases 361 to 2652 code for a protein of 763 amino acids. The transcript is spliced from 10 exons. Gene Ontology annotation, molecular function: RNA polymerase II cis-regulatory region sequence-specific DNA binding; DNA-binding transcription factor activity, RNA polymerase II-specific; transcription factor binding. NCBI's taxonomy places the organism in Eukaryota, Metazoa, Chordata, Actinopteri, Cyprinodontiformes, Poeciliidae. Gene Ontology annotation, biological process: regulation of transcription by RNA polymerase II; calcineurin-NFAT signaling cascade; cytokine production. Gene Ontology annotation, cellular component: transcription regulator complex. The record is from RefSeq and is a predicted model, not a curated record.